Molecule: messenger RNA, 7393 nt
Organism: Seriola aureovittata
Lineage: Eukaryota; Metazoa; Chordata; Actinopteri; Carangiformes; Carangidae
Gene: map1sa
Product: microtubule-associated protein 1Sa
Exons: 7
Coding region: 947-5080 (1377 amino acids)
Biological process (GO): dendrite development; microtubule cytoskeleton organization; axonogenesis
Cellular component (GO): cytosol; dendrite; synapse
Molecular function (GO): actin binding; microtubule binding
Source: RefSeq, a predicted model, not a curated record
GUACUUUGUUAAUGUUUGACUAAAUUUAUCUUUUAAUUUUUUUGGUAUAUAUUGUUUAGUUUAGGUUUUUGAAACAUUAGUUACAUGAAUGUGUUUGUUCAAUCCAUUUAUAAAACUGUAGUUGAAGUUUAAGCCUUGUAAUUUCUAUUUUGACAUAAUUAAUUUUUAUUAAUCGGUGUACUACAGAGCUGCACAGUUCACAGCUGUGGACAACAAAAGAUUACAACACAUUUCAACUGCAACUAAAAAUAGCUGUGAAUGGAAAUAAUUAUAUUUCAACAUUUCAACAAACAAACAAACAAACAAAAAACUUGAAUAUUGAAAUUGAAAUCCUUGAAAGGUUUUUUAAAUAAUAAAAUUCACAAAACAACAUGCAUAUUUUAUACACCACUAUAUUUAUAUUUAUCUUUUUUCAUUUUACUGGAGAUUUAUUUACUGACAGAUAUUGCUGUUAAUAUAGCUACAGAUUAAUUAUGUACAUAUAGACAUUAGAUUUAAUUAUAUAUUUUGUUUCAUGCUUAAAACAAAGUAAGGAAGAUCAUUUAUAUAAAAACCAAACACUUGGUGUUUAGUGCCAUUUGUUUAAAUGACUUUGAGUAUUUCAAGCAAAAGUAUUUUAAAGCAGAAAACAUGUAACGUUUAUUCUUAACAUUUAUUUCAAAACAUUUGAUCAAUAAACUUUAAAUAUCUACAUUUUGUAACUCCAUUAAAGUGUUUCCGAUUUAUUUUCAGCUUAGUUUAAAUAUGCUGUCGGUCCUGAUUUCUUCCUAGCAGCACUUGAACGACCCUCUCUCUUCUGAUUCGCCAACGUCUCUCUCUUGCUGCACAGUUCUCUUCUCUGAUUGGCCACCUUGGGCGCCAGUUAUCACAUAUUCUCGCCUCUCGACAGAGCAGGGCGGGGCCCGUGUAAGUGUCCCGGUAACGUCAUCAGUGGACCGUCCAUGCCAUGAUGGCGGCGGUGGAGCGGGGUGGCGGUCCCGGUUCUUCUCCAAGUUCUUGUCCCGGUUCCUCCCGGUCUGCGGUGGAUUACUCGGUGCUGGUGGUGGUGGGGGCACUGCAGCCCGCCGGUCUGCUGGAGCGGCUACUUCGGCAGAUAGAGUCAGGUGUGCGCUGCUGGCCUGUAGACCUGGAUGUGUCUGUUCUGGAUCAGCAGCUGAAACUCUUCGUGUCCAGGCACUCUGCCUUCCUGUCAGAGGACGUCCGAGGUCAGAGGACUCUGCAGCACAGUGGAGACGUCCUGGACACUCAGGUGGUCGUGAAUCCAGCUCAUGACUUCGUCUGCUCAGAGGUCAGGCGUCUGGUCUGUGAUUCAUCUCGACACAAGCUGUUGGUUCUGGCUGGUCAGUGUGUCGAGGAGACGGGGGACAUUGUGUUACCGAAAGGCUGUUUCUCUCUCAAUGACUUCAUCCACAUAUUUGCUGAUGAUGAGGUUGGAGACUUGAUGAGCUCAGUAGACCCAGUGGUGAAGGCCAGCCUCACCCUCAGCUGUCCAAACUACGGUCUUUGGAAGGACUAUGGUCUGUUGGAGAAACACAACCUUCAAGACUUCAUAAACAUCCAGAUCAACCCUCCCUCCAUCCUCCCAGAAAUGGAGGGUCUGCAGGAGUUCACAGAAUACCUCUCAGAGUCGCUGGAGCCUGAGUCACCCUUUGACCUCCUGGAGCCUCCAAGCACUGUGGGCUUCCUGAAACUCUCUCGGCCCUGCUGCUACAUCUUCCCCGGUGGGAGGGGGGACUCUGCCUUCUUUGCUGUGAACGGCUUUAACAUCCUGGUGAAUGGCGGCUCUGACCCACGCUCCUGUUUCUGGAAACUGGUUCGACACCUGGACAGAAUUGACUCUGUACUCCUUACCCACAUCGGUGUGGACAAUCUCCCCGGACUGAACAGUCUGCUGCUGAGGAAAGUAGCCGAGCAAGAAGACGAGUCUGCUGGAUCUCAGACUGAAGAGGACUGGAUGAAAAACCUCAUCUCUCCUGAGAUCGGAGUGGUUUUCCUCAAUGUUCCUGACAGAUUGAAGUCCAUUCAGGGAGAUCCAAGUGAGCUGAGGAGCUGUGACCAGGUCGCGCUCACUCUGCAGCACUUACAAAGACUGGCAAUCAAACCUGAACUUCUCAGCCGGUUUAACGGACCCGUUAUAGAACCAGUUAUCUUGUUUCAAAAGAUGGGAGUCGGCCGUCUGGAGCUGUACACUCUGAAUCCUGUCAAUGGAAGUAAAGAAUUUGAAGCUUUGAUGCAGACUUGGCCCAACAACGGAUCAAAUGUAAAGGGCUCAAAUCUUCCACUACCAUGCCUUGUUUCCAUUUGUGCUUUGCUGGUCUGGCAUCCAUCCAGCCCUCAGGAGAAGAUCAUCCGUGUCCUUUUCCCAGGGUGCACGCCACAGACCAAAAUUCUGGAUGGACUUGACAAACUCAGACAUCUAGAUUUCCUUAAACAUCCAUCAGUGUGUUUGAAGGACCUAGAAACAUCCAAAACUGAGAAGCAACCAAAAAGAGCAGAGAGUCGGGAAAGCCUUAAGUCCCAUCCAAAGGACUUCAGACCAAAUAGUGCCUUGCAGAAAGACAAGCUUGGACGAGUAGAUGUCAAAAAACAGGAGGUGAAAACAAAGCCAAAGGCAGCAGGUGACACUGCACCUAAAGACAGGAAGGAUUGGGAAGAAAAGGCCAAAUUAAAGGACGGAGAUGUUAGAUCAAAGCCACCGAAACCUGCUGAAAAACUUGUUCCAAAGAAAGACGUGUUAAAAGAAGAAAAAAAGGAAGUGAAAAAGAAGGAUGAGAGGAUUCUUGCUGCUGCUGUAAAGAGUGACGAGAGUGCAGAGAAAAAGAAAGAACUUGUAAAGAAGGAACCUAUGAGUACAAAACCAAAGAAAGACAUUAAACCUGAACCAAAAAAAGAGAGCAAGAGGGAUGUAAAGACAGAGGAGAAGAAAACGACAAAACCAGCCAUUAAAGAAGUGAAGAAAACAACAAGUGGUGCUUCGAGUGCAGCAUCAACAGCAAGCACAGAACUUAAAAAAACUUCGGGAAAGAGUGGGACUCUAAAGAAAGACGGGACACUUCAAAAGAAAGACACUUUGAACAAAGGAACAAAGGGUAAGCCCGGUUCAAAGGACCAGGAAAACCAGAAGGAGGCUGAUCGCUCCAAGGUGUCAACACCUGAGGACAUGACGGCCGAGUUUGAAAGACUCAGAUUGGAAGACAAUGACAGUGGAAACCGCGGACAAAAAGCCAUGGCAGUCGCAAAUUCUGAUGGAGCAAAGGCCAAUGGGAACCAGACCUUGACAGUAGAGAGUCCCGAAAUGUUUCGCUGCAUGGACAUAAACCAGGAAAUGGCCGCUGCCUCUUCACCUCUAGCCAAAACACCAAAAAGUGAUCUCAGUGUUAACUUUGAUCUUACUCCGACUGCAUACCAGCCGGUCGUGGGAUCCCUGAAAAAUGGACCAGAUGACUUUUGUGUGAGCUCAGAAGAGAAAACUCUAGAGCUGGUCUCUCCUGCAGAUUCCGCCCCUAAUAGUGCAGGACAUACCCCUUUUCAUCAGUCCCCUGAAGAGGACAUUAGGUGUUUGGGUGAAGAUAGCAGCCUCGGGGCGAGAGGGUCCAGUCUGGGCUUCGAAGAUUACAACCAGGGAGGAUCUUGUAGGACCUCAGACCUGGGAUCCCUGAGGGAGGGCCUGGAAAACUCCACAUCCUCUCAGGAUAAACAGUCCAGCCUUCUGACUCUCAGUCCUUUCAAGGACCUGAUGCCAGACUCCUCUCCCACCAUGACCUCCAUGCCUGCGGAGGUUGGCUCGCCUCACUCUACAGAAGUUGAUGAAUCCCUAUCAGUUUCUUUAGAGCAAGUGGUACCACCUACUGCAGUGUCACCCAAAGGACCCAUGGGAGACAGAGUCUACUCCAACGGACAUGUUAGUGACACAGACUCCACCACAGGUAUGGCCCUACCUCUGAGGUCAUCCCAUAAUGGGCGUUGUGGAAAUGGAUCAGAGGAGCACAUCCAUGGGAUGUCAGAACUGACCUCAGAUGUUCCACAUGAUGUUGAUCUGUGUCUGGUAUCACCUUGUGAGUUCCAGCACCCCAAGACCCCAGAGAGCCAUCAGCAACAUGUCAGCCCCAGUCUCACCACUGGCAUUUCACCAGACAUCUCCGACAAUAACAACCACUCCCAGGAUCAGAGCAGCAGCGAAUGCCCUUCAGCCUACAGCCAGGAAACUCCGCCUACAUCAGUUAGCGACUCUCUGCCUACGGCCACAGACUCUGAUGUCCCCCCUGGUACAGACGACUGUCCUUCCAUCACUGAAGACGUUGACUCUGAUGAUGACUCCAGCAGCCUCUUUCUGCCCAGUCAUCCACAAGAUCAUCCCAAUCUGCAGUACACCCACAGGGCUGGGCAACUUUCUUCCCAUGACCCACCACCAGCCCCGGUCAAGGAUCUGCCUCCAUUACCGCCCCAGCCUGGAGCCUGCAUGGCGGAUUCAGAGGCCAAUGGAUCAAGCAAAAGUCUGAAGAGUUCAGCUGCCAAGACUAAGAAACCAUCAGGUACGAUGCAGAAGGGAACCUCUGGAAGUAACACAGCCCAGAAUGGAAAGUCCAAGGCUGGCAGUUCAACAGGGUCAAUAAAGAUGACCUCCAACCUCGACAUAAAGUCAUCAUCCCGAAAUUCACUUGGUGGAUCCAGAAUCGGAACUGCAAAACUACCCUCCUCAGCCUCCAAAGUCUCAGGUUCUGCGGGUUCUGAGGGUUAUGCGGUCUACGUGGACCUGGCCUACCUGCCGUCCAUCAGUGCCUCCUCCACCGUGGACCUAGAGUUCUUCAGACGCCUUCGUUCCUCAUAUUAUAUCGUCAGCGGAGAUGACCCAGUGAAGGAGGUGUCGAUGAGGAGCAUCCUGGACUCGCUGCUGGAGGGGAAGAGCAGCUGGCCGGAUGUCCAGGUGACUCUGAUCCCAACAUUUGAUUCACUGGCGAUGCAUGAGUGGUACCAGGAGACUCACGACCGGCAGAGGGAGCUGUCUGUCACUGUGCUGGGCAGCAACAGCACCGUGGCCAUGCAGGACGAGACCUUCCCCGCCUGCAAGGUUGAGUUCUGAGCCCCGCCCUUUCAAAGCCCUGCCCAUCUCACAUCUGAACAGGUGGAGGAGGAGUAGACUUUUAAUGUUGCUAUGGUUACAGCCACUCUCGCUGUUGGUCUAAAGGUCUAUGAUUUAACAGUUAAAGUGAAGAUUGUAGUCUCUUACAUAAGAAACCAUUUCCUUCACCUGUGUGACAUCAUCAUAUGGUUCUCACCUGUCCUUACUUGUUGUUUUUUCUCUGCUGGAUCAGACCUGCUAACAAACAUUAGCUCGUUAGCAGCAGGUGUUUUCCAUUUUGUCCUGAUUUCCAUCAAAUAAACAGAUGAACAAUGUUUAAUAAAUACAAAAAGUAAUCCUUGAUUCAGUUCAUGUCUGAAGCUAAGACUGAAAACAAACUGUCUCUUCAUUCCAGAUGAUUUCAUCAUUAAAAGACGAGACCUUGUGAUAAUGUACGUCACAGAAUCAGGACAUAUGUGACCUGUAUCUCCUAAUUACACAAUCUUUAUUGUGUAAUUUAUCUGAUAAUUACAAUAUCUUUAUCUCAUAUUUACACAAACGCACAAUUACAAGAUUUUGUCUUGUAAUUGCACAAUUUUUAUUUUAUAAUUCCAACAUUUUAUUCCACAAUCAUGAUCACAAUCUUUAUGUCGUAGUUUUUACCAUGGAAUGACAUGAUUUUUGUCUUUUAAUCUUUUGUUGAAUUUCUGGAUGGUUCAAUCAUUUUUCUUGUAAUUACACAAAGGAUAUUUAUUUCAUAAUUAAUCUGUCUUUAAUUCUGAGACCUUCAGCUCAUUGUCACAGGAGUUUUAGACUUCGCAGUGAAAAGAACAGGUUGCUCAGUGUUGAUCUGAUCCAGCAGAGACAGAAACUCUGAAUCUUCUCACUGUAGAGAUGAAGACGUGUGUGAGACCAGCUGAGGUUAAACGCAGACCUCAGAUCUGAUCACCUGUUUGUAGUGAAGCACAAUCAGCUGUUUUUAUUCUCACUGUGGUGUUGUUGUUGUUGAUUGUUAUGGUCUGACUGUUGUAACACACACAGCAGACCGUCAUGUUUCCCCCUGUGUGUGGUCUGUGGACUACAUUACCCAUGAGCCACAGCUGUUGAAUUCAUCCUGUGAGAUCAGUCUCACCCUUCAGUCUGGAGCUCUCUGAUUGGAUGGUUCUGACAGCGGUGCAUUUCUGGGAUAUGUAGUUUGUAAGUCUGAGGGGGAAAUCAAUAAUCGAUUAUCAGAAUUAUCAGUUUCCAUUCAGAACGUUCCAUCAUUAUUAUUAUUAUUGUUUUUUUUAUGUAGAAACGACUGAAACCAUGAAGAUAAAACUUGACCGUCCUUUUUCAUUUCACAAAACAUCAAAACACAUGUUUCAAUUUUUAACUUAUUUAUUUAUUUUGAAUUUUUUUGAAUUUUUUUUUUUUUUUAAAUUCACAUCCACGAGUCUCAACUUUGGUACGAGCUCGUCACGUCUCAUCCCCAAAAUUAAUUUUUAAAAAUCUUUUUUUCACGUCCAGUUUUAUGAAAACAGAAUAUUGAUCAGUGAACCUUUAACCUGAUCCGAGUUCAGGGAAGUUAAUGUAAUCUGAUAACUUAUUGAAACAGACGGUUUUAUUGGACGAUAUGAAGCUGAGUGACUGUUAAAGGACCAGUCUGAUGUUUUUAUUAACACGUUCUGGUUCGUUUGUUUUCUGUUUAAUCAAAUCAAAUGAGAGUUUUCAACAAUAAAGUUCAAAUAUUCAGAGAUAAAAGUCGUAAUCUUCUUUAAAUUACAUUAUCAUUUAAAGAAGAAAUCAUAUUUUAAAUAAAUAUGUUAACUAAAUAUUGUCUGUUUUUAGUUCAAUAACAAAGAGCGCGACACACUGAACACAAGCCAAUAAGAACACAGGUCAGUUUUAUUUAUAUAGUUUAUACAGAGUCAAAUAUACAGGAGUCCAGUGAUUUUAGUUUAUUUUUAAUAUGUGAUCAGAUAUCAGCUGUUAGCCUAGCUUCAGCCUUAUGUUAAUUAUUAGCCACCAGUUCAUUUUCCAACAACACUAAUGAGCAGUCAACAGUUAUCUGAGCCGAGUGUGUGCGUGGUUGUUUUAUCAGACUGAUGUUGAGCUCUCAGUGAUUGUGACUUUAUUUUUGUAGUAAUCAGAUUUCAUUUGAUUCAAACUUUAAAUUCAUGUCCGCGUCUGAAGACUUUCAUUUACGACGUUAUUCUCUUAAUAUUUAAUUUUUUUGAUCUCAGAUAUUUUAAUCAGACAACCUGAAGACCCUCCUCCCCCAAACUCACACACAGGAAAUUUGUCUUGUAACACUAAUUUUAAUUGAUCUUUCAAAAUAAAAGUAGACCUUUA